AAUACCUUUGUAGUGCUUGCUUAAGUUAAGCUAGAAGCUAACAAGUGCUUAAAUUAAGUUUUUGUAAAGAUCCCCUUACUAUAUUUGAUAAUUGAUAUUCAAUUUUUUUUCAAACGACAGUCCCAAAUGCUCGCACCGAAAAAAGAUCUAUAAAAUUUCUUGAAAUUUGUUGCCUGAGAAGAGAUUAAGGCAAAACAAGAAAUGGCAGGGCACCCUCGUCUCAUCCUCCGGGGUUUCCUCUCACCAGAAACCUGCAAGGUUCCUCUUCCUUGUCUUCUUCUACUGAAUUGGAGUUCAUACACAAAAGCUGUUGCACGGUUGGGUACAGACCCAAUGUCUUCUCCACCACUCUUCCUCAUCUUAUUGCCACCAACUCUGCCCAUCUUAUCAUGCCUCUCGUCCCCAUUAGAGAGAGGUUGAAGGAGAAAGUAGAGGAUCAUUUUGGAUGUGAAUACGAGUUGUUUGUAGAAUUCACUGGACUCAUGAGCUGGUGCAAGGGAGCUAGCAUUGGAUGGCACAGUGAUGAUAACAGAGAUUAUCUCAAGCAAAGGGACUUUGCGGCAGUUUGCUAUUUGAACAGUUACGGGAUGGAUUUUGAUGGAGGUCUGUUUCACUUCCAGGAUGGCGAACCCUCGACUGUUGCACCCCUAGCUGGUGAUGUCAUAAUAUACACCGCUGACAACAGAAAUAUUCAUUCUGUCAGUGAGGUGAGUGAAGGAGAAAGAAUUACCCUUACAUUGUGGUUCAGUCGUGAUGCUUCUCAUGAUGAGGAUGCUAAACUUCUAGCAUCUCUCUCUGACUGUUCUCUAACCAGUCCUACACACUCGAUUGCUUCCUGUUUGCCUGUGCUAGCAUCAAACAAUAUGUACUGGUUUCCGCCUGAAGAAGCCUCAAGAUUCCAGUCAGGAUUUGAUAUAUGCUCUGCAAGAUUACAUGUUCUUGGAUUUGACAUUUCUACCACUGAUGAAGAAUGUUUAUCAGCAUCAGAUUCAGCUUGCAACUUCUUGACAUUAUUGAAGGAAUCACUAUAUUUGGCAUGUGGGGGUGAGUUACUCACAUGUCAAUUUCUCAACAUUCUGCAUGUGCUUCAGGUGGUGCAGUUUUACCAUUGGAAGGGAUUGCAGUUGGAACCAGCUGAACUAAAAGAGCCAUCGAUCAACAUAAUACCUCUAUCUGAGUCGCGGCGAAAUAAAAUUAGGUGCCUGAAAGCUUUGCUUCUGAAGGAUGUUCAACUUGCUGAGACACUACUUGGACAAACCACUGGCAAGAGCUCACAAAGGUCAUUUGACAGGCGUGCAUUUUGUGCUGUAGUUUCUGAGUGGGAAGCUUAUACAUUCAGGUUGCUAAAGGAAAUGGUCAUGAGCUUACCCUGUUGGAGAGCACAUCAAUCACUCUUCACCGCAGUCAAUCUCGACUAAAAAUCUGUUUGAGGUUUCACUGUUCCUGACUGGUUUUGUGUUUGGCAAUACUAUCAUCUUUCUUCCAACUCAUGUCGAAAAAUAAGUUGAAUAGAAUUAUUUUGAAUA
Messenger RNA from Sesamum indicum (sesame), 1526 nucleotides. Its product is annotated as 2-oxoglutarate (2OG) and Fe(II)-dependent oxygenase superfamily protein. Gene Ontology annotation, molecular function: iron ion binding; L-ascorbic acid binding; oxidoreductase activity, acting on paired donors, with incorporation or reduction of molecular oxygen. The record is from RefSeq and is a predicted model, not a curated record. NCBI's taxonomy places the organism in Eukaryota, Viridiplantae, Streptophyta, Magnoliopsida, Lamiales, Pedaliaceae. Gene Ontology annotation, biological process: collagen metabolic process.